Messenger RNA from Eublepharis macularius, 3303 nucleotides. RefSeq names its product ATP binding cassette subfamily E member 1 (gene ABCE1). Gene Ontology annotation, molecular function: ATP hydrolysis activity; iron ion binding; ATP binding. The record is from RefSeq and is a predicted model, not a curated record. Gene Ontology annotation, biological process: translational initiation; ribosomal subunit export from nucleus; translational termination. Bases 216 to 2015 code for a protein of 599 amino acids. The transcript is spliced from 18 exons. Lineage: Eukaryota; Metazoa; Chordata; Lepidosauria; Squamata; Eublepharidae.
GACUCCUCCUUUUGGGGCGGCGGCCAUUUUGGCCGGGUGGCAGUGGGAGCACGUUGUCUUCGUGUCCAGCUGGGAGCCCUUCGAGUCUCCCGUUAGCCCUCCGCCUGGACGGGAGAUUCCUUCCUUUUAGCCUUCCAUGAAUUUGAACUUCCCACCUCAUUUAUUCAUUUUGGAAUCAUUAACUGGUAUACGUACAUAAUUCCAAGUUCCUCACUAUGGCUGAUAAGCUAACGAGAAUUGCUAUUGUCAACCAUGACAAGUGUAAGCCAAAGAAAUGCCGCCAGGAAUGCAAGAAAAGCUGUCCUGUGGUUCGAAUGGGAAAACUCUGCAUAGAAGUAACAUCGCAGUGCAAAAUUGCAUGGAUUUCUGAAACACUGUGUAUUGGUUGUGGUAUUUGCAUUAAGAAAUGUCCUUUUGGAGCCUUGUCAAUUGUUAACUUACCUAGCAACCUGGAGAGAGAAACAACUCACCGAUAUUGUGCCAAUGCCUUCAAACUUCACAGGUUGCCUAUUCCACGUCCAGGAGAAGUGCUGGGAUUGGUUGGAACUAAUGGUAUUGGAAAGUCAACUGCCUUGAAAAUCUUAGCAGGAAAACAGAAGCCAAACCUUGGGAAAUACGAUGACCCACCUGACUGGCAAGAAAUCCUGACUUACUUUCGAGGAUCCGAAUUGCAGAACUACUUCACAAAGAUCCUGGAAGAUGACCUCAAGGCCAUCAUUAAACCCCAGUAUGUGGACCAGAUUCCUAAAGCUGCUAAAGGAACGGUGGGCUCUAUAUUGGACAGGAAGGAUGAGACUGGAACGCAGACCAUUGUAUGUCAGCAGCUGGAUUUGACCCAUCUUAAAGAACGAAAUGUUGAAGACCUGUCAGGAGGAGAACUUCAGAGAUUUGCCUGCGCUGUGGUUUGCAUUCAAAAAGCUGAUAUCUUCAUGUUUGAUGAGCCCUCCAGCUACUUGGAUGUUAAGCAACGUCUGAAGGCUGCCAUUACUAUUCGAUCACUAAUAAAUCCAGACAGAUACAUUAUUGUUGUGGAGCAUGACCUGAGCGUUCUGGAUUAUCUCUCUGACUUCAUCUGCUGUUUAUAUGGCGUGCCAAGCGCUUAUGGAGUUGUUACCAUGCCUUUCAGUGUAAGAGAAGGUAUAAAUAUAUUCUUGGAUGGCUACGUUCCUACAGAAAAUCUAAGGUUCCGAGAUGCAUCUUUAGUUUUCAAAGUAGCAGAAACAGCUAAUGAAGAAGAAGUUAAGAAGAUGUGUAUGUAUAAAUAUCCUGGAAUGAGAAAAAAGAUGGGAGAAUUUGAGCUGUCGAUUGUUGCAGGAGAAUUCACUGACUCUGAGAUCAUGGUCAUGCUGGGAGAAAAUGGAACGGGCAAAACUACAUUUAUUCGUAUGCUUGCAGGAAGACUUACACCUGAUGAUAAAAGUGAAGUGCCAGUUUUAAACGUUAGUUACAAGCCACAGAAGAUCAGUCCUAAGUCUACAGGAAGUGUACGUCAGCUGCUUCAUGAAAAGAUUCGAGAUGCCUAUACUCACCCACAGUUUGUGACAGAUGUAAUGAAGCCUCUCCAAAUAGAAAAUAUCAUUGAUCAAGAGGUUCAAACAUUGUCUGGUGGUGAGUUGCAGCGGGUUGCUCUUGCUCUCUGUCUUGGCAAGCCUGCUGAUGUCUACCUGAUUGAUGAACCUUCUGCAUACCUGGACUCGGAACAACGUUUGAUGGCAGCUAGAGUUGUCAAACGUUUCAUUCUUCAUGCUAAAAAAACUGCCUUUGUUGUGGAACAUGACUUCAUCAUGGCUACCUACCUAGCAGAUCGUGUUAUUGUCUUUGAUGGCAUUCCAUCUAAGAGCACAGUGGCAAACAGUCCUCAGACUCUCUUGGCUGGCAUGAAUAAAUUUUUGUCUCAACUUGAGAUUACUUUCAGAAGAGAUCCAAACAAUUACAGACCAAGAAUAAACAAACUCAAUUCAAUCAAGGAUGUGGAACAGAAGAAAAGUGGGAACUACUUUUUCUUGGAUGAUUAAAUGAAAUGUUAAAUCAGUUUAUAAAACUGAAACCGUUGUUAUAUAAAAUGCAAUCAGGUUUUAAAAUACCGUGCUCAUUCCAGAGAUAAAAAUGCAACGGUAUGGUCAUGUAACAUCUACUGCCACUUAGCAGUGUACCUGCCAAGGCCAUCUUUUGGAUGUAAUAUUUCAAAGCAGUGACAGCUAAAAUUAGCAUCCCAAGAGACUGUUUUUUUCACAAUUUGGGGAGAUAUGGGUUCAGAUGUAACUUAUUAAUGUACCAAAUGCUGACAUGUUUCCAAUCUUCAGUCUUUCAGCUGUUUUCUGUACAAGAUGGUUUACAAAAAAUGUCAAGAUACAGAUUGCUAUUUUAAAAAAAAAAAUUUGAAUCUCUCUGAGGGUUUCAUAAAUAAAUGUCCACCUAUAUCUACACUUGUUAAUGAACCUAAUUCAUUAAAUAAUAUGCACUGUCUGUCCUAAGAACUUGUCAGCCAGCAUGUCUCUUAACUUCUCCACACCCUUCAGAUUGAUGUUCCUAACUUGAAUUUGGCUUCCAUGACUAUUGAAUAUAUUAAGUGCCGUACUUCUUCAUUUUUAGCAGUAGAAAGACAUGACAAGGGAAAAGCUAGGAGGAGCCCAUCUAUAUAUUUUACGGUGUAGUUCACUUCAUACAUGUUGACUUGAACUUGAGGUGGGAUUCUCUAGGUUUAAGCAUGCAGCACUUCAAAUUUCUGCUUUUAAGAUACAAAUUUUUCAAAAGUACAUAGAGUAGCAAGAAUAUGGGAAAUACCUACUUCCCUAAUUCACACGCAUUCACGAAGACCACCUACAAGGGAGUGGUUAAGUAAUGGAGCUGCGCUGCAGCACUUCACAGGUUCGAAUGUCACUACUCAUCUGAUGGCCUUGGCUAAGCCCACUCCUCUCCUCCCCAGCUGUAUUGUGGGGUAACAACACUGACUUUGUUCACAGAUCUGAAUGGGCACUUAUCUGUCCAGAGGAGUGGUAUAUAAAUGAACUGUUUUACUUUGACAAAAGCACCUUUGGCUCUCAAAAGCUUGUUGGUCUUUAAGGUGCUUCUGAACUCAAGUCUUGCUGUUUCUGUACUGCAGACCAACACUAUUACCCACCUGCAAAUAUUAUGUUGUCCUUGUCUCAAAUUCAUUGUAGUCGGAGCCUGGAAGAGAGCUUUACUAGUUGAGACUUUGCAGCCCAGUCACCAAGUUCAGGUAUCUUUCCUGUUGCAGAAGUCUUCAUUGUUUGGAAGUUGGUGUCUGUCACUUUUGAAUAAAUGGUCACCACUCAACAGAGA